Messenger RNA from Rubroshorea leprosula, 986 nucleotides. Lineage: Eukaryota; Viridiplantae; Streptophyta; Magnoliopsida; Malvales; Dipterocarpaceae. The record is from the annotation of a GenBank genome assembly.
GGUACAUGGGUUGCGUUCUUUGAAAGGUGAUGCUGAAAUAAUUGAGGUAGCUAAAAUAUUAAUCUAAUCAACUAUGUGCGUUGUUUUUGUUGAGCAUUGUCAUGUUGCUGAUGAUGAAGACGUUGAUGAAUAUUUAGGUGUUAGAAGUGCUAAGUUUUCUAGUGGAAAUGGUGCUAGAACUACAAUGGUAGAUGAGGAUGCAUUAGGUAGUGAUGCUGAUGAUGAAGAAUUGUUUGCUGGUAUGAAUAAACAUGCUGGAAGGAUACAUGUAAAUGGGGGUCCUAGAAAUUUGCAUGGAAUGCAAAGAAAAGAUAUAGGAAAGCAAAAGGUGGUGGAGGAAAAGCAUAAAACAAAGAACAAAUUUGUAGAUUCAACAUCUAGUUCUAAGGGUAUUAGAAUUAGAGAACCUAACAGUGGUGAUGAAAAUGGCCUUAGACUUGUUGAAAACUCAGACUUUGAAGAUGAUGAGACCAAUAGUUUGUGUAGUAGCAUUACCUAUAUUCAUAGUUCCGAUCCUAGUAGCUACUACAAUGAUAUCUCUAUUGAUGACCCUAAUGUGAAGGAUGAUGCAUUAAGGAGACCAUCUAAGAGCUUGCAUUAUGACCCAAUGUUUGAUUCUCCACAUUUUGAGGUUGGAAUGGUGUUUGAAAAUGCAGUGCAAUUUAAGGCAACCAUUGCUAAGUACUCAAUCAAGAAGGGAUGCAAACUAUGGUGGAAGAAGAAUGAGCCAGGGAGGCAAAGGAUUGCAUGUGAUGUGAAAAAUGGUUGUUCAUAGGAAAUUUUUGCUAGUUUUGACAAUUCUGAUGAUACAUUCAAGGUGAAAACUUAUAGGAGAAAAUAUUUAUGUUUUAAAUCAAACAAAAACAAAAUGGCAACUAAGAGCUUCUUAGCUGAUGCAUUGAGGAUGUUGGUUAUUAACUCCUCUCAUAUGAGUUGUAGACACCUUGCUAAACAUGUGAAAGAAGAAUUAAAGGUUGAGGUUUCAA